UUUGCACUUCUAACAACAAACAAUGUUGGACUAUGAAUGGGGCAACCCAUCAACCAUGAUACUCAACGGCGCAGUCACCGUCGCCGUCGAAGAACCCACUUCUCAACCCGACCCGACCCGUCACCAUAUCUUUGAUCACUACUCACAUAACUUCAAUGAAACCUCACACACACACAACACCACUCACUACAUCAACCCAAAUGACUACUUUCAACAAACCCAUAACCAUAGCCCAAACCCGAAUCAUCACUACAUAACUAACUCAACCCAUAACCCGACCCAUAACCAUCCUCACUUCAAUUCUCUUUAUGACCCACGCGCUUACUCCGGCGAGUGUACUUACACUCCUUCACUUGAACCGGAAAGUUCACACCAUGCUGCUGCUCAUCAUCAAACCGGGUUUAUGCUCAUGCCAAAAACAGAACCGGCCGGUUGUGCUAUAGAUUUUACUAAUAACCGUAUUGGGUUAAACUUAGGUGGGAGGACGUACUUUUCUUCAGCUGAAGAUGAUUUUGUGAACCGGUUGUACCGCCGGUCUAGACCGCUUGAAGCGGCUUUGGUUAGCUCACCAAGAUGUCAAGCUGAAGGGUGUAAUGCUGAUCUUACUCAUGCUAAACAUUAUCAUCGUCGGCAUAAAGUUUGUGAGUUUCAUUCAAAAGCUUCCACUGUUGUCACCGCUGGUCUGACCCAACGGUUCUGUCAACAGUGUAGCAGGUUCCAUCUAUUGUCGGAAUUCGAUAAUGGGAAGAGAAGUUGUAGGAAAAGAUUGGCUGAUCACAAUCGUCGACGUAGAAAAUCAUCACAAAAUCAAGAUCGUAGCAAGUCUGUUUCGAGUACUCAAAGUUCAUCUUCAGAUGUCAUAUCAAGGUAUCAAUCGAAUUCCAGAGGUUAAUCUUGGUUCGUGACACGAUUGCAAGCGGUUACUAAAUCGACUAUGGAAGUUUCACCAAAACUUUUAUCGUAUCUCCUUGCCUAGGUUGCUAGCUAAUUAGUUAUAAAUAACGUUGUUGUAAUUAAAUUUUUUUAGAUUUGGUUCGACAAAAAGUUGAUUUCCUCGGAUUUUAAUUUUCAAUUGAUCGAUGAAUGGAAGCUAGGCCUAGCUAA
Molecule: messenger RNA, 1104 nt
Organism: Erigeron canadensis
Lineage: Eukaryota; Viridiplantae; Streptophyta; Magnoliopsida; Asterales; Asteraceae
Product: squamosa promoter-binding-like protein 8
Exons: 3
Coding region: 23-892 (289 amino acids)
Cellular component (GO): nucleus
Molecular function (GO): DNA binding
Source: RefSeq, a predicted model, not a curated record